UUUCCAUGUAACAUCAGCGAGAACAGUAACAUCACAUAUUUCGACCUCCAUUCAUCCUUCGAUACUUCAGAUACUUGUGCGGUCUUGAUUUUAACACUAUUUUCAAAUAAAUUUAAUUAUUUUUCCACUAGAAAAGCUCAAACUGGGCUUAUAAGUGUUUUACGCUUAGCUAGUAAGUGUAUCAUAAAUAAUUAUAAUUGAAAAUGGCGUUGAAAGCUACACCGGUACUGUUCGCGAUGCUGGGGCGGCUUUCGAGGCGUAGUUUUUCCACUUCAAAGGCUCUUUCGGCAAAGCCUAUGACUGUUCGUGAUGCCUUGAACCAGGCCAUUGACGAGGAGAUGGAACGGGACGAAAAAGUCUUUGUUUUGGGCGAGGAAGUUGCUCAAUACGAUGGCGCAUACAAAGUUACUCGAGGCCUAUGGAAAAAGUAUGGAGACAAGAGAGUCCUGGAUACUCCCAUCACGGAAGCUGGCUUUGCUGGCCUAGCAGUGGGUGCUGCGUUUGCUGGCCUCAAGCCCAUCUGCGAGUUCAUGACCUUUAACUUUUCCAUGCAAGCUAUUGAUCAUAUCAUCAACUCAGCCGCGAAAACCUUCUACAUGUCAGCGGGCAACGUGCCGGUGCCGAUCGUGUUCCGCGGGCCCAACGGCGCGGCAGCUGGCGUGGCCGCGCAGCACUCGCAGUGCUUCGGAGCGUGGUUCAGCCACUGCCCCGGCCUCAAGGUCGUCAUGCCGUACAGUGCCGAGGACGCUAAAGGUCUCCUGAAAGCCGCUAUUCGCGACCCCGACCCAGUUGUAGUACUAGAAGACGAGAUCUUGUAUGGUAUGCAAUUCCCCAUGUCCGACGAAGCGCUGUCGCCAGAUUUUGUAUUGCCAUUCGGCAAGGCUAAGAUUGAGCGUGAAGGAAGCCAUAUCACGCUGGUGUGCGCCGGCAAAGCCACCGACACCGCGCUACAGGCCGCCGCUGAACUCGCCACCAAAGGUGUCGAGUGCGAAGUGAUCAACCUGCGAUCCCUGCGGCCACUGGACUUCGACACCAUCGCGCAGUCCGUCGCCAAGACGCACCAUCUCGUCACCGUCGAGCAGGGUUGGCCUCAGAGCGGCAUCGGCGCGGAGAUCUGUGCGCGCGUGAUGGAGUCGCCCACGUUCUUCGAGCUGGACGCGCCGGCGUGGCGCGUGACGGGCGCCGACGUGCCCAUGCCCUACACGCGCAGCCUCGAGCUACUCGCGUUGCCCCGCCCCGACAGCGUCGUGGGCGCCGUGUCCGCCGUGCUGCAGAACAAGUGAGUGCAGUAGCCACCUUCCCUGCACGUGCCCAUGCCCUACACGCGCAGCCUCGAGCUGCUCGCGUUGCCCCGUCCCGACAGCGUCGUGGGCGCCGUGUCCGCCGUGCUGCAGAACAAGUGAGUGCAGUAGCCACCUCCCCUGCACGUGCCCAUGCCCUACACGCGCAGCCUCGAGCUGCUCGCGUUGCCCCGCCCCGACAGCGUCGUGGGCGCCGUGUCCGCCGUGCUGCAGAACAAAAUAUCUCAAGCAGCCAGCCAGUGAUCGGGUAAUCUCGCACAUUACUCCACUACGGCUUUUAUUGUAAAUAAUUAUAUUUUGUUAUUUAUUUUUUACUUAUUUUCAAAAUGUGGUGUUCACUGCCUCCUGCAAUCUGAAAUGUAUCUGAGCAAUGUAUGAACUGUGAAUGGAGAAUUUAGAUAAUGUUAUUAAAAUAAAUCUGUUAGGAAA
Messenger RNA from Cydia strobilella, 1730 nucleotides. It is a transcript of the gene Pdhb, whose product is annotated as pyruvate dehydrogenase E1 component subunit beta, mitochondrial. The coding region runs from base 204 to 1283 and encodes 359 amino acids. Gene Ontology annotation, molecular function: pyruvate dehydrogenase (acetyl-transferring) activity. Gene Ontology annotation, biological process: pyruvate decarboxylation to acetyl-CoA. The record is from RefSeq and is a predicted model, not a curated record. Lineage: Eukaryota; Metazoa; Arthropoda; Insecta; Lepidoptera; Tortricidae. The transcript is spliced from 8 exons.